Molecule: messenger RNA, 2803 nt
Organism: Magallana angulata
Lineage: Eukaryota; Metazoa; Mollusca; Bivalvia; Ostreida; Ostreidae
Exons: 2
Coding region: 473-1024 (183 amino acids)
Source: RefSeq, a predicted model, not a curated record
UUUAUUUUAUUAUCAACUUGUAAAUCUAGGCACGUAUUUCACAACUAUUAUUCCCACAAUAAUCUGCGCCUCCUGGUAUUAGCCUUACCAUCGGCCUUAAAUUUUGGGCUAUUAGCCAAACCAGUGACGUCAUUUUGUACUUGCAUCAGUCCUUCAAAAAAUUCAAGAGGCAAGACGUGAUUUUGUUUCAGGCUCUGUCAGCCAUUUUGUUAAUGUUUUGGUUAUGCCGUCGUUUUGUGUAAAUUAUUUUGUUACGACGAAUUCUUAUUACAAAUUCUUAAUUCUCUGAAACCUUUCAAUCGCCGAUGACAAUUUAAAGCUUAGAUUUUUAUGGAUUUAAUCGGUUCGUAAUACGGCACAUGUAGCAAUUGCUCGAUCGUGCACGUGUUUUCAAAACAUCCGACGAUUCUUUGUUUUAUCUUACAAAAUUUAUAUGUUUUGAUUUAUUCUUUUUAUUUUUAAUGAGUAAACUAUGCCAAAGAGGAAGGUUCGAGAGGCCCCGCCUGCACCACGUGCAAAGCCGCGCGACCGGAAGCGGGUCGCAACAAACAGCGCUGGCUCGGAUGGUCCACAGCAUAGUGUAAAUCUGGUCGAUCUAUCUGGUCCCCAGCAUAGUGCGAAUCUAGUUGAUUUCCCCACCUCACCUAACCUAAAUAGGGAAACCAUGUCGACCCAAAAGCAACCACCAGCGCUGAACAGGGAGCAGUUGGACGAGGUGACACGGGCAGUCAUUGCCGCCAUGUCUUGUAGAGCAGAGACCUCUCAUCCCCAGAAUAAGAUGACGCAGGAUGCAUCCGCAGAGUAUCCAGAUCAUACAAGAAUCUGGAUUGUUGGGUCAUCCAUCAUUAAACAUGCUUUUUGUCAUGCAAGAAAGUCUUGCCGGGGCACUGAUUUACAGCUAGAUAGACACAAGGCAUCCAUUUUCUGGCAGGGCAAAGGGGGCAUGAGGUGGGGUCAACUUUACUCUAAGAUGAAGACAUUGCUUAAGGUAGAAGAUUUUUGUCAUACAUUGCGGAGGCAAUAAUAUCCCUAUGCAAAUCGGGGCUAAAUCAAUUGAACUGCGAUUUGGUAUUAUCAAAACUUUGGAAAAACUUUCAAGACUGAUGCCAUCCACCACUUUAGUUUGGUCCCAGAUUCUGCCCAGGGGUGUAUGGAGGGGUGGGAGGAACCCAGUAGCUUUAGAAGAGGUUAGGAAGCGAACAAAUAGGGCUGUUGCAUCUGCACUUAAAAGGUUGGGUGGAAAAAAUAAAAUAUCCAGAGCUGCGCAUUGAUAGCCCUGGUUUGUUUGCCACAGACAAGGUACAUCUUUCUGGCCUGGGCAAUGAUUUAUUUCUGUACCGCUUGCAACAAGCACUACAAACAUUCUUGUCCGACCCCACUGUGUUUGCGUCGCCUAGAGUAGGGGAAGAGGGGCCAUGGCUGCGCUAUGACUAAUUGGGUCAUAGUUAGUCACACUUGACGGUGACUUUUUGUUUUUGUUAUUUCACCUAGUCCACUCGGUCUCAGUCAUGAUGACUUGAGAAAAAAAAAUUGUGUGUUUUUUCUUACUCGGUCAAUUUGCAGACCAUAUAACUAUUAAUGAACAGCAUUGUUGUUACUUUAUCAUUUCAAUCAAGGGCACUUUUUUACUCCCAUAACAAGUAGUUGUUUUAUACUUUUAUGCCUUUGGGCUUAAUAUUCCCUGCCCUCAUGCUUUAAUCUCGCUUUUAAAAUUUGCUAUAGCUUAAUGGUAUAUAAUGAUUAAUCUCAACCUAUAGCCCUCGUCCAUGGCCCGGUGUAGCUCUACUGGUGGCGCAGACUAUGCUGUGCAUAGUCUCGUGGCGGCAUUCUGGCUUACCAGUAGUGCUUAUGUCAACAAUAUUAAUUGACAGUUAUUUGCAUUUGUAUAUAUAUUAUGGACUAGGUGAGCAAGCAGUUGAGCAUCUGUUCCCAGGGCUCAAGCUUUUGCUUUGCUUGUUUGUUAGGGAUGCCCUAUAAGGCAAGAAUUGAUGCCUGGCUCCCACAUUUUUAAGCAGCCAUGGCCAAUCAUCGCCAAAUAAACUUAAAAUAAAAUACUGUGUAGUUGUCUUUCAUUGGGCGAUUCCCCAAACUUGUUUUGUUUUCUGUAUUUCGUCUUUGAUAAUAAGAUUUAACUUAUCAGAGUUAAAUCCAUUUAUCAAAGGGAAAUCAUAUUUAGAUUUCAUCAUAUUAACAUUUUAUUUUAUUAUCAACUUGUAAAUCUAGGCACGUAUUUCACAACUAUUAUUCCCACAAUAAUCUGCGCCUCCUGGUAUUAGCCUUACCAUCGGCCUUAAAUUUUGGGCUAUUAGCCAAACCCGUGACGUCAUUUUGUACUUGCAUCAGUCCUUCAAAAAAUUCACCCACCCUCCCAUAUCCCUUAUACCUGCUUGAGUCAAUGCUUUUAUCUAUUAGGCUAUUAGCUGUUUAAUUGAUAUACUGUUAUUAAUUAAUGUACAAUGUUAUUUUUCUUUGCUGCUGUUUUUUCUUUCUGACCAUUGCAGGACAAGCUGAAGCCUGGUUCGUUGUUACUUUGUAUUUGAUGGCCUCCAAUCGUCAUGGCUGCUGACAGAAAUCCCACGCAAUUCCAACAGUGGGCGGCAUUCUGGCUUACCAGUAGUGCUUAUGUCAACAAUAUUAAUUGACAGUUAUUUGCAUUUGUAUAUAUAUUAUGGACUAGGUGAGCAAGCAGUUGAGCAUCUGUUCCCAGGGCUCAAGCUUUUGCUUUGCUUGUUUGUUAGGGAUGCCCUAUAAGGCAAGAAUUGAUGCCUGGCUCCAACAUUUUUAAGAAGCCAUGGCCAAUCAU